CGGUGGGUGCAGCCGAGAUGGCAGCAGUAGAAGAGAGUAGUAUGAAAGAGUUGCGGGAGGAGAAUGCACGCCUUCAGGCAGAACUGUCCUCUGUCCAGGCCUCCUUCACCCAGUCCAAGGUCCAACUCCGUACCCGUAUCCAAGCCAUUGUCGACGACUACAAAGAGUCCAAAGCCAAAGCUGAGGCUCUUCGCUCUGCCAAUGAAGCCCUCUUGCUCCAACUGGAAGAGCGGGAUGAAGCGAGGUUCUCCACCAUCCCCGUGCAGAACGAGGAACAUCUGCAACUGAUGCGGACGCUGGUGUCGACGCAACGAGUGGUGGUGCUGGAAAAGGUGGCGGCCAAGCUGGCGAUCACCCGCAAGACGAGCUCGCUGGAGGAAGCCAAGGCCAAAGUUGCCGAACUAGAGGCCGAGGUGGAGGCUAAUGUGGCAGAAAAGACGACGCUGGUGGACACGGCGCUGCAGCUCGAGGCUGAUGCCGAGGCGUUGCGAGACUCGUACGCGGCGGCGGCGGCAUCUGUGGAGAACGCCAAGAUGUGGGAGCGGCAGAACAAGCAUGUGCAGACAGCGCUCGAGGCGACGCAGACACGGGUAGUCGAGCUCAAGGCGUCGCGCAACGCGACUCAGACGGCGAUUGCCGAGCUUGCCGAGCAGCGCGAGGCGGCAUCGACAAGGUACGCCGAGCUGAUGGCAACCAAGUCGUCGCUUGUGCAGCAGGUGCGUGCGCUGACCGAAGCAAACCGAGCGUCGGCGGCGUGGCACCGUCAGAAUGACAUGCUGCGGAGCCACAAGGCGUGGCUGGAGCGUGGGUUGGCCCAGGUGGAGGCGUUUGUGGCCGACGCCGAGGUCGCGACGCCCGCGGCUGGUGGCGGUGUGCCUCUCCGGCGCGGUGACGCCGAAGCCGCCGUCCUCACCGAGCAGGAUGCGGCGCUGCAGGCCGGCAUCACAGAGCUUCGGGCGGAGGUGGCGUCGGUCAAGGCCGAGACCGAGCGGCUUCUGAGCCAGGACUACCAGCACCUCACGGUGACGCCCGAGGACGUGCUCUCGAUUGUGCAGGCGCGGCUGACGAUUGCACGGCUGGAGGCGUCGGCCGAUGUGGCGGCGCAGCGGCUGGCCAAGCUGCGGGCUAAGGUGGCGGCGUUGGAGCCGGACCUAGAGGCGCUCGUCCCGCGAGCGAGCGGAGUCCAGGCGGCGCUCGCCCGCACUCACCAGCUCCUGGAGUCGCACGCAGAGCUGCUGGUGAGCCGGCGCAAGCUGCUGGCUGCGCGCGAGGACGCGCUCGCCAGACUCCGCGAGUACGGGCCCGAUCUGGAGGUGGAAUCGCUCGGUGCCGGCGACAAGGCAUCGGACGGCGGCGUUGUCAGCUGGCCGACCGAUGGCCGUAAGACCGUGAGGCUUGUGGAGGUGCCCGAGGUGGAGCCGCAGCUCUCGCCGCUACCGCUGGCAGAGGUGCAGCGAGAGCGGGCCGAGGCAGCGGUGGCCAACGCCGCCAACGAGACUGGCUUGGUGGACGCCAUGGAAGCGCGGAUCAAGUCGGAGAUCAUGUUGCUGAUGGUGGAGCGCGAGCAGGGGCGAGCACGGCUGACGAUGUCGCUCCUGCGUAGCGAGGACGGUACAGGCGGCGCCGGCUUUUCGUCGGCUGCCAUGCUUGCCACGCUCCUCGCGGAGCACACGACGGUGGCCGACUCGCCGUUUAUCAAGUUUAUGCCGGACACGCUGACGUCGCCCGAGCCCAAGAUCAAGGCCGCCACGUUGCCGCACCUGGUGCAGCACCUGACGUUUCCAACGUAUCCGGCCACCGAGUUUGUGCACGAGUUUCUCCUCACCUACCGGUCUGUGGCCGAGCCCGAAGACGUCAUGUCGCUCAUUCUGGAGCGGUUCUGCAUCUCGUGCCCGGUCAAGCUCGAGCCCGAGCACGAGGCCGAGUUCCAGGCCAAGGUUGUGCGGCCGAUCCGGCUCCGGGUCAUCAACUUUCUCCGCAUUUGGGUCUCUACGUACGUGCAGGACUUUGCCGAGGCGCCUGUCGCCGGACAGCUGCUCCGCGGCUUUAUGGAGUCAAUUCUCAAGGUUCACGUUCCGUCGCAGCACAAGCUCUUCCUCUCGGUCCUUCGCAAAUUCAAGUCGUCGAGCAAGAAGCAGCGGCGGCUGGCCUCGCUCAACGUGGUGGCGACGCUGCCGAAGCUGACUAAGCGGUCGGGCGUGGUCAAGUCGUUUGAUAAGGCCGACGUCCGCAAGCUCGCGGCGUGCAUCAACUCGUACGAGUUUGGCGUCUUUGAGGCCAUCCAGCCGCGCGAGUGCUUUGGCUUGGCAUGGUCCAAGGACGGCCGCGAGCAGUCAUCGCCCAACGUCCUCGCCCUCGUCCAGCGGUUCAACAAGAUGUCGACGUGGGUGGCGGCGACCAUCCUGGAAGCCGGCGACGGCGAAAAGUCAGCGUCCAAGGCCGCAUCGGCCCGCGCGCGCGCCAUCAAGAAGAUGGUCAACCUCGCACACGAGCUGUACGAGCGACACAACUUUAACGCCACCAUGGGCAUUCUCGCCGGCCUCUCCUCCAACGCCAUCUACCGGCUGCAGGUCACAUGGGCCAAGGUCGACAACAAGACCCACAACAAGCGCGAGGGCCUUGUCGACGUCUUCUCGUCAGCAAAGUCGUGGAAGGCGCUCCGCGAGCGGAUCCACGCCGUCAACCCGCCGGUCAUCCCCUACCUCGGCAUGUACCUCACCGACCUGACAUUUACCGAGGACGGCAACCCGUCAACCAUCGACGGCCUCAUCAACUUUACAAAGUGUCGCCGCUACGCCGCCAUCCUCCGCGAGAUCCAGCGGUACCAAGACAUCGGCUACGACGACGUCGUCGUCGAGAUGUCACACCACAUGUGGCUGCAGAAGGACAUCGAGCGCGCCGUCCAGACCUACCCGGACGCUGACGAGGAGCUGUACCAAAAGUCGCUCAAGGUCGAGCCGCGGACCUGACGAUAAAGCCUGCCAGCAGCGCACA
Molecule: messenger RNA, 2994 nt
Organism: Thecamonas trahens ATCC 50062
Lineage: Eukaryota; Apusomonadida; Apusomonadidae
Product: Ras guanine nucleotide exchange factor A
Exons: 2
Coding region: 18-2969 (983 amino acids)
Biological process (GO): positive regulation of GTPase activity; Ras protein signal transduction
Cellular component (GO): plasma membrane
Molecular function (GO): guanyl-nucleotide exchange factor activity
Source: RefSeq, a predicted model, not a curated record